CCAUGUGUAGUACACUGAACGUAGUUUUUAACGGUCUUAUACUUCAAGCCAUAUGGGGAUCUGUCUUUUCCUCCCUACUGGACCCACGCACAGCGUCCGCCAGGACCGCCAAGGUGAAUGAGAAUAAAUAUUGCUACUCCUGCGUUAAAAUCGACAACAUCUGCUACAACCACUCGUACCUAUUCGAGCUCCCCGCCCACUUCGGUGACCACCCCGUCGUCGAAAGACUGGGCAUCAUGAAAUCUACCAACGUUCUUUACUACACAUUCGAACCAAAGUUCAGCAAUGUAGAAUACUCCAAAGUUGGCUUCGUAUCUUUAAAUUAUACUUUCCAUGGUGUCAUCUCUGGCUGGCAACCUUUCAACUUUGGACCCUUUGACAUUAAUCAGGAAGAAAGAAAAGUAUAUUUAGGAGGUACCGACGGUAUAUGGUUUGUUGAAGAUAUGAACUACUUUCCUACAUAUUUUAGCGUGAAAUCAAAUCUUAUUACAAACGUCGUUGUAAAGGAUCAUGUGUAUUUUACUACAUUAUUUCGUAAAGGAAUAUUUAAAUACGUAAACGGGAAUUUACACAUCCAUUUAGGAGAUAAAUGGGUACAUAACUUUGUUCUGGAUGCCGUGGAUAAUAUUGUGUAUUUAAAUGAUUCUGGAUUAUAUAUUUCACUUUACAGUAGUAACCAGGAGGAUGUAAAAUUAUCAAAUAAAGAUUGGAUUACAGGUUUGACUGCUGAUGGGAAAGGAACAGUGUAUGCCUGGCAUGUAGAUGGGAUAUAUAAAGUGACUGUAGGCAAUUCUCCUUCCGAGUAUACAUUGAAACGUGUAACAGGUAUAGCGCCCGAUGCGAUGACAUUUGAUGAGUCAAACAACAUCAUAUACUCGAUAAGAAAAAAUCUCUACAAGCUAACUAAAGUUGCCACCAACAAGUGCUUCGGUAGGUAAUUGUUUAAAUUUCUUGUACUAGUAGGCAUAUUAUAACAACGUAGUCUGCAUUUGAUUUGUGAUUUACUAAAGGCAUAUCAGAAUUGUUUACGUGCUGAAACUCGAAA
This is a messenger RNA of Leguminivora glycinivorella, 1045 nucleotides long. RefSeq lists its product as uncharacterized. The record is from RefSeq and is a predicted model, not a curated record. The transcript has 2 exons. The coding region runs from base 3 to 938 and encodes 311 amino acids. Lineage: Eukaryota; Metazoa; Arthropoda; Insecta; Lepidoptera; Tortricidae.